AUGUCAGUGUCAAUUGCUCCCACUGAGACGAUUACGUCCUUGUCUCUGGUGCCCGAGCUUAACAAGGAGCCCUCAGAAGCCUCAGAAGCCUCCGAGCUGGAGCUGUUGAAAGCAUCCUGCAUUGUCCGGCAGACGCCCAUCUCCGUUACGCUAGACGGCUCUUCUAUAUGUGUCCUUGCGUUCGGGAUUGUACUCGCAAUUCACUUCUUGGAUUCAUAUCUGGCCGAGGCAGUCGUCAGCCUUAUCCCUCUCGCACUUCUAAUCCACAAUGACUAUAAUAACUUUUUGAAGCUUGGGCCGGGAGGCACGCCGUCCACUGUCCAAGGCUAUAUCCGAAUUACCUGCCUCCGCAUGCUCUCUCUCCGCGACCCUUUCACAGCCCCCCGACCAGAUCCGAACCGCCUUCCUAAAGCAGGAGUUCUGAGUGCCCAAGUGCUCCCAUAUCGCGCCGGACCUCGCCCUGUAGUUGCCGGCAUCGCACCUCAACGACAGCUCGACCAACAUGGCUCACGGCGAUGCUAUCUUGCCCUCCGCCGGGCCAUGGAAAGGCUGAGCGCGCAGAGCCCCAGCAAGUUUGGCACCGAGCGUUCAUGUCUGGAAAAGCACGGCCUGGCCCUGUUCGCCAGGCAUCCUCUGCAGACCAACUGCCAGGGCGAGAUUUGCCACGUCCACGACUCGGACCACUCGAUGCACAUGAGUCUCCACCCGGAUGACAUCAAAGAGAUACUGCAAAAGGGCUGGGGACAGAGACAUCCCCUGGCGUGGAAGGGCAGGUACAUUCAGAUGCCCGUCACUCAAGAGUUUGUCAUGAUUUAUGCCCCAAGAGAUGAGAUGGAGCUUGACAUCGUCUGCAAGAUUAUUAAUGCUGCGAUAUGGUACACCCUUGCAGAGGUUGUCGAAAUGAGCCCGAAAUGA
Messenger RNA from Trichoderma asperellum CBS 433.97, 915 nucleotides. RefSeq lists its product as uncharacterized. Lineage: Eukaryota; Fungi; Ascomycota; Sordariomycetes; Hypocreales; Hypocreaceae. The record is from RefSeq and is a predicted model, not a curated record.